Molecule: messenger RNA, 6433 nt
Organism: Nymphalis io (European peacock)
Lineage: Eukaryota; Metazoa; Arthropoda; Insecta; Lepidoptera; Nymphalidae
Exons: 14
Coding region: 258-5747 (1829 amino acids)
Molecular function (GO): protein binding
Source: RefSeq, a predicted model, not a curated record
GUAAACGGUGUAUGAAAGGUGUAGAAUGUUUUGAAUCGAAGCGAGAAAUAAAAAUAUCAAAAAACCGUCGAAACCUAAAAAAAAUAGGCAAUGGCCGGUGUGAUUACGAGGAUGUCGUGCUGAUGAUACUGUUUUGUUAUAUGGUCGCGAGUUUUGUGUCAAAAUUUGUUUUAUUUUUGUGUAAUUCUUAUUGUGGUAUAUUUUGCUAAUGUGUGAUUGUAAAGCAGUGAUAUGUAAUCGUGGGUUUUGUGAUAGAUAUGUCUACCAAUGAUAAAGUUACAUGCCCGGGCGUGUGUGAAAAAACUGACGCGGUGACCGUCGAAUCUGGCGUUGUUCAUGAUAAAGAUAAUUGUGAAAAAAAAGAAAAAAAAAUUGUAAGAAAAGUGAAUUUCCCUGAUGAUGAAAAACUUGUCACGCAGUACUUCGAGCCUGCCAAUCCUUGGCAAGAUGUGCCCUCGACGACUCGCGCGCAGCUCGCAGCGGAAUACCUGGAGUACUGCAGGAGCAACAGGACUCCGCCCAUCGAUUCAGUACUACAACAAAUACGGGAACUGCCGGAGAAUACUAUCGGUGGCACCACCCGGGCUCCACGUCUCGUCCUCAGCGACUGCUCGCUUCUUGGGUCAGCGCCGACGGACGCUCUCGAAGCUGUGCUGAAGAAGGUGCAAUUCCGGAAGCUGGAGCUGGACCACACCGAUAUUGACGAUGAAGGAGCGGAGGCAUUGUUCGAUAUGAUAGAGUAUUACGAGAGUACCUCAUCGCUAUGUAUAUUCGGACCGAGGCUGUUCGGGAUACGAGGCUGGCAGGCCGCCUCGCGAAUGAUCAAGAGGAGCUCGGAGCUGGUGGAGCUGGAGGUGAGCGGCGCGCGGCUGGAGGCGGGCCACGCGCCCGUGCUGGUGCGCGCGCUGCGCCCCGCCGCCUGCGCGCUGCGGGCGCUGGCGCUGCAGGCCGCCGCGCUCGCCGGCGAGCCGCUGCUGGCGCUCGUGCUUGCCUUGAAAACAAACACGUCAGUUCGGGAGCUGCGACUCGGCGACAACCAGCUGUCGCCGUCUGACGCCGUGCAGGUCGCGACACUUUUGCGCUACAACACGAGGAUACACCUGUUGGAUCUCUCCAAUAAUCAGAUACAGGAUGCGGGCUUAGCGCAUAUAGCGUGUGCGUUGGAGGCUCAAGCGGCUCAUACACCGCCCUCGCCGUCUACGAUCCCUCCGCUCUACGGCCGUGCGAGCGGUUACGAGUCACGUGGCCUGGCGUUCCUCGUUCUCUGGAAUAAUCAACUGACGCGGAACUGCGCUCCACAUUUGGCUAAAAUAUUGCGCACGUCGCAGUCGCUGUGCGUGCUGAACGUGGGCCGCAACGCGCUCGGCGCGGACGGCGUGCGCGCGCUGGCGCCCGAGCGCGCCGCGCCCCCCGCGCCCCCCGCGCCGCCCGCGCCGCCCGCGCCGCUCGUGUCGCUGGGCCUGCAGGCCGCGCGCCUGCCGCACGACGCGCGCUCCGUCGCGCUGCUCGUGCGCGCGCACUCCUCGCUGCAGAGACUCGAUCUACGCGAGAAUAAGUUUAGCAUCACAGGAUUGGAAGCGAUCCUGAGCGCCAUGAAGGAGAACACCACCCUGACUCAGAUAGACUUGGACGAUCCGCCUGAAACGAAUCCCUCGUCGGUGAACGCACAGUCGUGUACCGAGGCGGCGACGAUGGCGCGACUUUUGAGCGACAUCCGGGCGAUUUGUCGCAGGAACGAAUCCGACAACGCCGCGCCGGACAGACUCCUUAGAAAGAUCAGCUUGACUUGCCACACAGCUCCCUUGCCUAAGAGCGCAGUGUGCGAGGAGGGCGGUCGUAGUCGCCUGCGGUCGCCCGCGCCGUCCCCCGCGCCGUCCCCCGCCGGCAGCCCCGUGCCUGCGCCGGCGCACUCGCGCUUCUCGGUAAUACCGGUGACCCCGGAUAGAGUGACUCACAGUCCGAGUCCAAAUACUCCCACGAAGACCGGCUUCUGUUCAACACCGUCUAGAUUUAAAGUUGUGCAGGUAGCCGAGCCCCCACAGAUUCAAAUUCAUCAAGCGCCAAGGAAAUCCCCGUCAAGAUUCUCCGUCACGAGGAAUUACGACACAAUUUAUAAUCCGACUCUACCACCGACCUCACCAUCGCCGUCGCCGUCACCGUCUCCGUCGUCAUCACCGGCGCCCGAGUUACCCGGUGAUAUUAAAUUUGAUAGAUUUCUAUCUAGUGAUGAUGAGAAGAAGGAACCAAUUGUUGAUCAUGAAAUUCUGAAGACAUCAAAACAUACAAAUGAUACAAUAAGAAACAAAAAUAGAGAUGAAAUAUCUUCGUCCGAUGUGAAUAAAGUUUGUAAAGAAGAAAUUAAACCUAAAGAUAACUUUGAAAUUAUUAAAUCGAAAACAGAAAUCAAACCUGAAUAUAAUAGUAGUAAAACGGUUGACAUAGCAACGGAGAAUCGUUCGCUUGAUACACAAACAAAAGGAAUCAUGACGGACUUCAAUGUUGAAGUUGAAAUUGAUGAAGUUGAUAAAAUAAUUGAAAUUAAAGCUGAUAGAGAGAUGAAGAAUGACGAAAUCAAGAUUGAUAAUAUAGUUAGUAAUGAAAAAUUGGAAACUGAACAAAUUAUUAACAAAGCAAGUGACAUUGAAUCUUUGAAUAUGCCCGAAUCUGUGAUAAUGGAACCCAUAUUAAGUGAUAUAAAACUUACCUUAGGACCGGGAGCUGCUGAAAAUAUUCAUGAAAUUAUUAAAAUCGAACCGGAAACAAUAUUAAGUUCAGUUUCCGUGAAAAGUGAUAUUGUGACAUGUGAAGCUAGUGAUGUCAAACAUCAUAGUGAUGCGAUCGUUAUUAAAAAUAUAGAUUCGUUGGAAAACGAAAGAUUUUUAAAAGACAGCGGUGAUUUUAGCAAUAGUGUGAAACAAUUAGACAUAGUUAAAAUUAGUGACGUUAGGGACUCACAAUGCGUUAAAAGUGAUAAAUGUAACGUUAACAAAAACAUUACGUCUCAUAAUGAGACCAUAGACAAUAUCGGUGAUGAUAAAAGAUUACAAACAGAUACGAAUGUUAAAAAUAGUGUAGGUAUGAGUGAUAAUGUUAAAACGGAACCAUCGGUUACAGUUAGCGAGGAUAGAACCAAAGUACAUCUCGACCAAAAUGUAAAUAAAAUAGAUAAUAAGGGAAUAGCAAUUAAACAAAUAGCAGCAAUAACUCAAGGUAUUGAUAACAUUAUACAGGAAAUGAACGAUCUGUCGUCGAUAAGUAGAAAUAAUACUGAUUUAGUUAUAGUUCACAACAUUGUACCUGCUCUUAGUAGAGAUAGUGUAGUUUUAAAGAAGAAUAAAAGCGAAUCUAGCUUAGACAGUCCGGAUCUAGAAGUUUCUAGAUUGAUGAGGAAACCGGUCAGUGCCUUCUGCGAUAGCAGUUCAUCUUUGGAGAUAUCUGGAAGUUCGGUCGAAAGCCUUAAUACCGAGGGCCGUAUAAAAGCAGCCAGGGACGAUUGCGUCCGUACGAUGUCGACGGAGAGCAGUGUCGAGUCGACCAGUGAUGUGACACCAGUUAACUUAAAUAUAUCGAUAAGUUCAAACGAGAGUGUGUCGCCGAUUAUAUUUAAUACGAAGAAAAUACACGGCUCGCUAUCGAGCUUAGAAGCGAGUGUUAGUUCUGUUGACUCGGCGAGGCAGGAGAAAGUUAUGGUGACGUCAGCGGAUUCCGGGAUAGAAUAUUCGUUGCAGAAUCCCUCGGAUGUGAGAGAGGAUAGUUCGUCGAACGAAGGCACGUUGACUUGCAGUUCGAGUUUAAAGGAAUCCGUCAAAAAAGACGGUCAGGAGACUUUGACGUCUCCGAAAAGGACGUCCAGUUUAUUGGACGUACCGGCGUUGAAGUCCAAGGGUUUGGACAGAAUGAGGAAGAUAUCGUGGGUGGCGCCAUCCGCUAGCUUUCAUUUGCCAAAACCAGAGGAGAGGAUCGAGUACAAAUUGCCGAGUAAUCUGGAAAAACUCUUAAGUCUUUUCCAACAUCCGAGCAGUUUGUUCUCGAGGAAUAGUGAUGAUGAGAAGAAGUCUACAUCUAGCACGCCGCCCAGAAAAGACUCGUCUCUAACGAGUUCGUUUUGGUCCUGGGGUAGUGUGACUGAGAAGAACGACAAAGAUGACACAGACAGCCUCUCUGAGGCUACAGAUUCAACUCUGUCCGAGCGAGUCCAAGUAUCAUUCGUUGACGAAUCAUUUUCGAGAAAACUCGACAGCAAAACACCAUCCACUGACACGGACAACACGUUAAGCGAGUUCCAGACUUUCCCAACCACUGGUGAUACCAGAGUUACCGAAAUAACCACCGAUGACAAUUUAGUACAAAAAUGUUUAGCUUUAAGCGAUAAAUGUAUAGACGCAAGCACGGAUCAACCGGCGUGUGAUAAAAUAGAUCUCAAUGAGCCCAACGACUUGAAUAACGUGUACGAGAACCGGUCCGGCGAUCGACCGGAAACCGGUGCGUGUAGCGAAGCUACGUUAGUUAAGUUAGAUGAUGAAAAAACGGACGUUAGACCGCGAUCGUUCGCAUCGGUUCUAAAAUCGUCCGGUUCCGAAAAUUCUAUGGAGAAACAGACCAGCCCGGAAACGGGUCAGCCGGUAGACAAACUACCCAGCAAAGUUAUACGAGGUAUCAAAGAAAAUAUAAGCCCCGAGAAUACAUUAACUACAAGUAUAACCACCAGAGCCAUAGCAAUGGAGCUCACAGACCGUCAAGGGAAGAACAAAACAGUUGUGAACGCUGUUUGGGAGGUCACAAAUCCAUUGCAAGAGAAGACUGAAAUUAAAAGCGAAGGAGCUAGAGUUCAAAGCGAUUUAGCGCCGAUCGCGACAAUUGACGAAACGAGUGACGUAGCAGCUGACGAUCUAAUACAAUUAGCGUAUAUCGACGACGCGAAAGACGACGAUAGGAUUGUGGAAAUCGAGAAGGAAAUAGACGAAGAGAAACGAGAGUUGUGUAAUGUUGAUUUAGGAAAAGACGCUCUGUCGUAUUUAAUGUUCGAAAAUCAAGAAUUCGAAACGACGCCAGCGGAAAAGUCCCCACAAGGAUCACUUGCGCAGGAGUUGAGGGAUGCGGAAAUCAAAGAAAUGUUGGAUCUAUCACCGGAACUGGUGAUCGAUGAAGCCGUUGAAAUACCUGAAAUAUUCACAGUCGAAAUUAAGGGAAGAAGAAGUUCUCCAAUUAUACCCGAAAGGGCUAAAAUUAAAAAGUCGAAUUCACUCGAAGAUUUGACGAAACGACCCGUCGAGGAAGAGAAAGACAGCCCCAAGUUGAAGAGUAUAGCCUUCAAAGUGCCUGAAAGUACUACACCGAGAGAUAUACCAGAACGGAAGUCGAAACUGAGGAGUAGAAGCGGUUCCAGUCCGAAAUCGUUACCAGAGAGCUUAAACAAGCCUUGCCCAUUAAUCAAAAUGGAUUCAAUUUUGAGUAAAAAGAAGAAAAAGGUAUCCUCACUAGGGAAAAUAGCAAGAGAUUCACUCUUAGCAUUGAAUAUGAGUGAAGAGGAAAUAGCAGAGUUCCGAAGAUCAUACAAACUGACAUCAGUGGAAAGCCUCAGGUCGCUCGAAUCGGUAUCCGAAGACGCGAAUUCCCAAAGCGGCACAUCGUUCGACUCUAGAUGCAAAGCUUGUCUGAGAACGUCUCAAGAAAGUCUGAUGUCUCUUGAUUCUAUUACUGAAGAUUGUAGAUGCGUCGAAAAUUGUGAAAAGCGACAAAAUAGAUGAAUGUGUGUUUUCGUUUCGAUUUUGGCGGCAUCCAUGUCGCAUACGGGUAUAAAAUGGCUUGGUGGAGCGAUCAAUUUUUUCGUCUUUCUAGUAUUAUUUCAAGCCAGAAUUUCAAAUGGUUGAAUAAUUUAUUUAAUGUUGUAUUAUAUAAUGUACAGACAUAGCAUACCUUCAGAAUUUUAUAUGAUAAAAAAAAAUGUUUCGCGUAAAACGUCUUACAUACAGACGGUUAUUGAACUCGGUGAGAUUUAAAGAUAUUGAUUAUACAUUAUAUAUUAAUGUGUCGUGGGAAAAGAUUUUUUUAAAUUUAUAAAAAAAAAAAAAAUUUGAUUGAAUUUUUGUACUAAAAUUAUGGCAAUUUUUAAGGUUAUUCGUAAAAUUGGAGAAGUUUUCAAUGAUCGUCCGUAUAGAGGGUUCGGCUUUGCGGAUUAAAAAAAAAAAGAAAUUUCGUCGCCAUAUUUAAUUCGCGGCUUUGGAUAUUACGGAUGUAACUCGUUGAUUAUAUUUAUCGAUUGUCGAUAAUCGAUAUAUCAAAUUGAUGUAUCGAUGUUAAUUCUCUUAGAAAAGAAAGUUGUAAUUGUAAAAAAAUACGUAGAAUUAAAAAAAAAAAUUAGGACGUUCAGAUGAAUUCUCAUUAAUUGUCACAGUUUUAUUUAAAUAGACGAAUAAAGUAUGUACUUACAGAA